Myotis davidii is the source of this 1840-nucleotide messenger RNA. Its product is annotated as E3 ubiquitin-protein ligase TRIM22. The record is from RefSeq and is a predicted model, not a curated record. The transcript has 7 exons. Gene Ontology annotation, molecular function: protein binding; zinc ion binding. Bases 1 to 1290 code for a protein of 429 amino acids. NCBI's taxonomy places the organism in Eukaryota, Metazoa, Chordata, Mammalia, Chiroptera, Vespertilionidae.
AUGCUGUGUCUCUGUGAGCAACGUGGUCUCUGUGAGCAACAUGGUCUCUGUGAGCAACAUGGUCUCUGUGAGCAACAUGGUCUCUGUGAGCAACAUGGUCUCUGUGAGCAACAUGGGGAAAAUUGCCAUCUCUUCUGUAAGGAAGAUGGGAAGGCCAUUUGCAGCCUUUGUGUCCAGGAGCACCCAGGUCACCAAAUAUCCCUCGUGGAGGAGGUGGUCAAGGAAUGUCAGGAGAAGCUAGAGGCAGCUCUGGACAGGCUGACAGAGGAGCAACAGGAAGUUGAGGAGUUGGAAGCUGUCAUCAAUGAAGAGAGAGCUACCUGGGAGACUGAGAGAGAGAGGAUUCGGAAAGGGUUUGAUGAAAUGAGAGACGUCCUGGACAGAGAGGAGCAAAUGGAGCUGCAAAAGCUGUGGGAAGACGAAGUGCAUGCGCUGGAUAACUUGGCAGAGGCUAACUAUCAGGUGGUCCAGCAGAGGCAGUACAUGAGAGAGUUCAUCUUGUAUCUCCAAAAUCAUAUGUGUGAAUCAUCUAUAGACAUGCUACAGGAUAUGAUUAACAUCUUUAAAAGGAGUGAGGUCUGGACCUUGAAGAAGCCAAAAAUUGUUUCCAAGAAAGUAAAGAGUACAUUCCGAGUUCCAGAUCUGCCUUGGAUGCUGCAAGUGUUUAAAGAGCUGGCAGAAGCCCAAAGCUACUGGGGUAAGAAGUUACAGGUUCUUCAAAUCGCCAUGGAUAUUAUCAUUUCUGAAGAUAGGAAACAAGUGACAGUUGGGAACUAUUUUAUGUUUUGGAAUGUAUAUCCAUGUGAUUUUUCUGCUCUUGAUGUAUUGGGCAGCCAAAAUUUCUCCUCAGGAAAAUAUUACUGGGAAGUUGAUGUAUCCAAGAAGAUUGCCUGGAUCCUGGGAGUGUACAGCAAAACAAGUAAUCUCAAUAGAAAAAAAAGCUCUGGAAUUGUUUUUAACCCAGAUGUAAAUUACCUAAAUGCUUACUCCAGAUUCAGACCUGAAAAUGGCUACUGGGUUGUAGGGUUACAGAAUGAAUCUGAGUACAAUGCCUUUGAGGACUCUUCUACCUCUGACCCCAAGGUCUUGACUCUUUCCAUGUUUGUUCCUCCCUGUCGAGUUGGGGUUUUCCUAGACUAUGAAGCAAGCACCGUCUCAUUUUUUAAUGUCACAAACCAUGGGUCACUCAUCUACAAGUUCUCUAAAUGUCACUUUUCUCAGGUUGUUUAUCCCUAUUUCAAUCCUUGGAACUGCCCAGCUCCCAUGACUCUGUCCCCACCAAGCUCCUGAACAUUCUCCUUUUCUGACUCAUUUCUGUGUAGUGACCCUUGUCCUGGGACUCAUCACCUGCACCUGAGCUCACUGCUCCAUUCAGACCUUCUCUUCCUUGCUGUCUCCCUUCUGUAGAAUGUCUGUUGAUUCUUGGCUUAGAAGAGAAGCUUAUUUACUCAGUUACCCAUUUUAUGUAUUAUCAGCAAAAGGCAUGCAAUCACUCUUAAAAUCCGAGAAGUACUGGUAUAAUAUCUCUGCCCUCCCAUUUCUCCAUAUCUUCCUUUAUCACUAACUUGAAGAGGUACCAACCAUGACCUUAGGACAAUCCACAAUCACCACCACAACUGAGGAGUGUUCGAGUGUAUGUCUGUUUGUUGCCUGACAUACAGCAGGUUGUCCAGAGAGUAUUUUGGGAGAUGUUGGGAGGGGGGCAAACAAAAGUAAUAUUUGUACUCAGAGUGAAAAUUUUAUGCUCAGAGUUUAAAUCCUCUCUUCUCUUACAAGGUGUGUAAUGAUGGAUACAUUUCUUUUUUCUUCUCAUAAAAUAAAAAUUGGAUUUUAAACUGCA